This is a messenger RNA of Hippocampus comes (tiger tail seahorse), 2394 nucleotides long. Its product is annotated as adhesion G-protein coupled receptor F1. Gene Ontology annotation, molecular function: G protein-coupled receptor activity. Gene Ontology annotation, cellular component: membrane. Bases 49 to 2379 code for a protein of 776 amino acids. The record is from RefSeq and is a predicted model, not a curated record. The transcript has 10 exons. Gene Ontology annotation, biological process: cell surface receptor signaling pathway; adenylate cyclase-activating G protein-coupled receptor signaling pathway. NCBI's taxonomy places the organism in Eukaryota, Metazoa, Chordata, Actinopteri, Syngnathiformes, Syngnathidae.
GCUUUAAUAAUUGAAGAUGACCUGCACAGGUUUUCACGAGCUAAUCGAAUGGAAACGCUUGAGAUCACCAAUUACUUUUUUACUGACAACGGACACUAUCAAUGUCGGCUGUUUGAUGGGGAUUCAAGUUUCCUGCAAGACUCCAAUGAAAGAUUCAGUCUUUUGGAAACACCCACCAUUCGGACUGUUCCCCUAAAUAACACGAUUGUUUGCGAGGUUGGGCAGGAAUUGUCACUCCAGUGCUCUGUCCAGGAACCCUACAAUGUCAAGUUUAAAGACUUCCCAAAUACAGAAACGGGCAUUGCAAUCCAACUUUUGAAAACAAUCACACAGGAAGACUGCGAUAACCAAGAAAUCAACAUUGUUUGCCAAGUGAUUGAAUUUACCCAAUUCACACGGAACAUCACGUUGCGGUUUGUCAGCGAUGAUGGAUUCACGUGUGUAGGUGACCCAGAAUUUGGAAAUGGAUUUUUAAACGAAAAGGGUCAAGCUUCUUGUGAAACAAAUUAUGUCGGAGAGAAGACUGCCAUUUGCAGGGUUAGCGGAGAAUGGGAAGAUCGCGAAGACAACUGCAACAUCCAGAAAAUUGUGCAACUAUUCAUUGAAUCUCAGUUUUUGAAUGAAAGGACAGUGCCGGAUUUCCUGGAGGAACUCAGCAAUGCUACUCUUGUUCUAAGUGAGGAAGUGACUCAAUCUCCCAAUGACAUUGAGUUAAUUGUGAGAAUUCUCAACAAUGUCGCCACCUUGGUCACAGCAUCUCCUACUAUCCAGAUCAGUCAGGACUCGAUGGAGGAUGUCCUUAUCGUGACGGAUGUCCUUAGUCGAGAUCAGGCAAGGGAAUCGUGGGACAAUCUUAACCUUCAAGCUGUCCUUGAGGACACGAGACAGGUCACUCCCAGAAAUGAGAGUGUCAGCUCAUUAUUGUUGUUUUCCCUUGAGGGUAUUACGAGCAGGCUUGUCAAUGGCUCUUUCAGCAUUGAAACGCCGUUGAUAGUCUUGAACAAAACGACUUUCACCGACAGUUUCAACGGGGACUUUAAUUCCACCGUGGAGAUCGACAUCCCGCAGUCUAACAGAGAGACCAACCUCACCGUGAUCACCUUUGAAUCCUUGGAUAACGUACUCCCCCCGAGAGACGAGAACAACGCCUCGGGCAGGGUCAUCAACGGGCGAGUCGUCCUGGUUCAGUCCGACACGACCGUCGACAACAUCACGUUCACCUUUGACAUCGUAAACGACGGCCUGGGGAACCCUCAGUGCGUGUUCUGGAACUUUUCCCUCUUCGACGGACUCGGAGGAUGGGACGGCGAAGGCUGCGAGCUUGUUCAACGAAAGGACGACACGGUCACGUGUCGGUGUGACCACCUGACCUCGUUUUCAAUACUCAUGUCGCCCAGCGUUCCCAACAGCCGCGUGCUGGAUUUCAUAACCUACAUUGGUGUCGGUAUUUCCAUGGCAUGCUUAGUGAUAUGCCUGAUUAUCGAAGCGCUCAUAUGGAAAAAAGUUCGAAAGAGCAACACGUCAUACUUGCGCCACGUUUCCAUCAUCAACAUCGCAAUGUCUCUCCUGAUCGCAGACAUUUGGUUCAUUAUUGGCGCAAGUAUCUCCGAGGGAGAUAAAAAGAAUCCAGAUGCCUGCACCGCCGCGACCUUUUUCAUCCAUUUCUUUUACUUAGCCCUCUUUUUCUGGAUGUUGGCAUCUGCCCUGCUGCUGUUCUACCGCUCCGUCAGAGUCUUUGGUGGAGGACUUUCGAAAAACACAAUGCUAGCUAUUGGAUUCUCGCUCGGCUACGGGGCCCCGCUAAUUAUCACAGUCAUUACCAUCGCCGUGACUGCACCCAACGACGCUUACAUUCGAGAAAAUGUCAUCUGCUGGCUCAAUUGGGAUAAGUCGAGAGCACUGCUGGCAUUUGUGGUCCCGGCACUGAUCAUUGUGUUUGUCAACAUUAUCAUCCUAAUUGUGGUGAUAGUUAAAAUAUUGCAGAGUCGGGGGAUGACGCGCGGUGCCAAUGAAGAUGAGAAGUAUGUCCUGGUCGUCAUUAUUCGGAGCUUGGCUAUCCUCACACCCUUUUUUGGAAUAACGUGGGGUCUUGGAGUUGGAAUCUUAGUUGACCCAACUAAUCUCGGUAUCCACAUCACCUUCGCCUUCUUCAAUUCUCUGCAGGGAUUCUUCAUAUUAGUUUUUGGAACGCUCUUGGACAAAAAGGUUCGGUCAGAAAUAUCGGUGUUCACACAGUCUCAGACUUCAGGAAGUGGGACAAAGAGCUCGAGUGCUGAAAAUUCAUCAAGCGGAUGGCAUAUCUGGAAGAACUUUGGAAGAAGAGGUGUUAGCAACCUAUCAUCGGAGGCCUCCUCAUCAUCACAGGCGAUCAACACUUGAUAACCGCUGCAAAAA